ACGAGACCACUGAAGUCAUUCCUUCCAAGACAGCUGAUCCUCUUCAGGAGCCUCAGGCCGCCCUCUCCGCACUUCAAGACAGCAGGUGUUCCAAUUCUGAAGAGGCUGGUCACUCUAGAGUAUUGACGUGUCUAACCAUAGAUGGAAACAGCCAGCAUAGUCCUACUGACACUAGUCCUGCUCUUGGCAACCCAGGGGAGACUAAUGAGAAUUCAAUUGGUUUGGAUGAUUCCUCUGCAGGUGAUUCUCGCUAUAAUCCAAUUGAGAUUCCCGAUGAUCCCUUCACACAACGCAGUCGGAAGCGCAGACACAGUACUAAUGGUGGCAACGGUCGAUACAAGUUUCGAUGUCGGACAGAACCUUAUCAGUGUUCUCAGUCUCCGUUCGUCCCAUGGACGCAGGCGACUUUGUACAUUCCUGACUAAAAUGAUUAUUUUGUGUUUCAAUUUUAUGGAGUGUUUAGUGAUCGUAGGUUCUUCCUUUAAACUAUGCUAGGAUGACGAGCGUAUGAACCAAGGAAUUGUAAAAGUGGGUUAAUACUGACUGAGGCGCUUAGGAUUCUACUUCCCUCGAGGUAGCUUGGAAGACCAUUCAUGAAUCUACUGUACAUAUGGCCAACUUUGUGACAA
This is a messenger RNA of Trematosphaeria pertusa, 629 nucleotides long. RefSeq lists its product as uncharacterized. NCBI's taxonomy places the organism in Eukaryota, Fungi, Ascomycota, Dothideomycetes, Pleosporales, Trematosphaeriaceae. The record is from RefSeq and is a predicted model, not a curated record. Bases 142 to 495 code for a protein of 117 amino acids. The transcript is spliced from 3 exons.